Molecule: messenger RNA, 2298 nt
Organism: Cucumis melo (muskmelon)
Lineage: Eukaryota; Viridiplantae; Streptophyta; Magnoliopsida; Cucurbitales; Cucurbitaceae
Product: fluoride export protein 1
Exons: 7
Coding region: 440-1849 (469 amino acids)
Biological process (GO): fluoride transmembrane transport
Cellular component (GO): membrane
Molecular function (GO): fluoride transmembrane transporter activity
Source: RefSeq, a predicted model, not a curated record
AGUUCCACUCCCCAUCUAAAUGAAAAAGUUCAAAAUCCGUAAUUUUCUUCUUCAUUUCUCUCUUUACGAGCCCCCUGCCCCCGAUAUCUCGCCCCUCACAAAAUCUCACGCCCCCCACAAAGAUCCGUCGUCUGCCGUCUAAUCCGUCGUCCACCGCUUAGUUUCAGCGUCCCCCGCUCUAGAUCAUUCUCUGCGUUUCAUUUAAGUUAUAAUUAAUAAGAUAAAUUAUGAAUUAAAUAUGUGUUAUCACAUUAUCGAAGUGGGUUAUUGGUUUUGAGGAAAUUGAAAUCUUUCACAGUAUUUUCUGGAGAUUUCGAAGCUCCUAAUGAUGAUAGAGGUGGGUACUAUGCAUGAACUGUUUUGACCCUCCUAUAAGGUGAUCUUUCUUUGUGGAUCUGAUUUGCAGAUAACUUUUGGUGAUCUAUUCCAAAAGGGGGCCAUGGAUUAUGGGAGUAGCAACCCGGAAGCCAGGCAAGUAAUUCCACUUAAUCGAGCAAGAAGUUUAGGCCCUUCAUUUAGAAGAAACUCAUUUAACUCUUCUGGUUCCGGCUAUCAACCUCCUCAAACUGGUCAUGAUGCUGAAACCGAGAGUGUUUCAGAGGCAGGAGACAUAGGGGACCGUGCUCUUUGCAGCAACAGAAUAAGUGAUAGUGAGCGCUUUAGCUUGUCUCUUGAUCGUGCUUUAGAGAAUGGUGCAAUUGCACCCAUGCCAGAGAAUAUCUUUUUGCAAUCCCAUGGAUUUAGAGGCUGUGAGUCUGCAACAGUUGAUGAUACUACUGUUUCUUCUGUGCCGUCUUCGGGAGAGCAAAAUGUGUCCUCUCUUCCAACUUGUCGUCCCAUUGUUCAUUCUGAAGACACAAAGCAAGAAAACAACAGGAAGCUGUCAAAGCUGUUGGAGUAUGUAACCUGCCUUGUUCAUCUUGCUGUUUUUGGAAUUCUUGGGGUCUUGACUAGGUAUGGACUACAAAAGUUGUUCGGUCCAGAAAAUGCAAAUGUGACUAGCAACGAUACGAUUCUGUAUCCUGAUCUUCCUUCCAAUAUGGUGGGAUCGUUCUUGAUGGGAUGGUGGGGUGUGGUAUUCAAAGGAGACAUAUCCGAGAUUUCAGAUUAUCUAGCCAUUGGACUAACAACCGGUUACUUGGGGAGCCUAACAACAUUCAGUGGAUGGAAUCAGAAAAUGUUGGAUCUCAGUGUCGAUGGCCAUUGGCUCUUUGCAAUCCUUGGUUUCCUCAUAGGCUUGUUUCUUGUGGCCUACUCCAUAAUCUUUGGAAUAGAGACAGCAAAGGGCUUUCGACGGAUUCUGAGAAGACAAAAAAUAAGCUACAGCUGGUGCUGCAAAGUGGACAGUUACAAGCGCCAUAUAGUAGCAAUGGUGGUGUUUUUCCUCAUACUAAUUCUACUAUGGAGCGUGAGUGGGAGUCUGCUAGAUAAAGAUUUCAGCAGGGGCAAGGGGGCGGAGUUGUGGGUGGGUUGUCUGGUGGGGCCAGUGGGAGUGUGGGUACGGUGGUUCUUGGCCAGGUUGAAUGGGCGUGGAGUGGGGCGGUGGAAAUGGGUGCCGUUUGGGACUCUGAUAGCAAAUGUUUCAGCAGCUUGUGUGAUGGCGGCUCUGGCGACAGUGAAGAAAGCGGUGCAAAUGGAGAGGGUGGAGAUGGUGGCAAGUGGGCUGCAGCUAGGACUAUUGGGUUGUUUGAGUACAGUGUCAACUUUUGCUGCGGAGUUCAAUGCAAUGAGACUUAGUGAGGAGCCAUGGACAGCGUACGUGUAUGCGACCCUCACGAUGGCUAUUUCCUUUGGAUUUGGCAUCUUGAUUUACUCUGUACCCGUCUGGGUCAAGGGACUCAAUGAGUAAUGGGAAUGAAAUGGAAGGCAAAUGAUCGACUCUGAUACAUUUUCUAGUGGUGGUUUUGUGUUUAGUAGCUUUUGGGUUCUCCAUUGCUGCCGAGAGAUAAUAAGUGCGGUAAUGAGAACCAACCCCCCACCCAUAACUUUUUCCCUUUACUCUUUCAAUUGUUGGUGCUUUUCUGAAUGUUGGGGUUUAUGAGCUGCAAAUGUUGAUGCAUGUUCCUUGAAUUCUGUUGGGAUUUUCUUUCGGGCUUCUUGCUUCUUUGUGAUCCUUGUUAUAAGAUAUUGGCUGUUCUGUUUGUUAAUCUGUUUUAUUAUUCUGUAUUUGUUAAAGUGGGGAGUUUCUAUAAAUACUCACUAAUUGUACAUUUCAUAAAGAAUGAAAAUAAUACACCUUCACUGAGAUAAUGUGAAAGAUUUCAAUCUGAAUUUGCUCUUGAAAUCUUUGAAAAUGCA